AUGAACGGCUCGCAACCUCCACAAAGUGCAGGAGCGGAUGGCGACACGGUAGCAUCGGCGCAGGCUGCUGUAUUCGUCCAGUCACAACCUCUACCUGCUGACACACCUACCGUCGUUGGACCCGACUUCGAACACCAAGACCCAAACGACUUGGCAGCACUACUCAAAAGCAUGUCCAAGGUCGGCUUCCAAGCCUCCGGAGUCUCAAAAGCCAUCGAGAUAAUCGAAGAGAUGCGUCAAUGGAGACUAGCCACCGAUUCAGCCUAUCUCGCCAACACGGACCCCGAGAAGCCCAGCCUUGUUGACGCACAAAACACACAGUGUCGUAUCUUCCUCGGCUUCACCUCCAACCUCGUCUCUUCAGGAUUGAGAGAAGUGAUCAAAUUCCUUGUGAAGAACAAGAUGGUUUCGGCCCUCGUCACAACAGCAGGCGGAAUCGAGGAGGAUUUGAUCAAAUGUCUCGGUCCCACUUAUCUCGGCGACUUUGCAUUGGAUGGCGCUACACUACGCAAGCAAGGUCUCAAUCGUAUCGGCAACUUGUUGGUACCCAAUGACAACUACUGCAAGUUUGAAGACUGGGUCAUGCCGAUUCUUGAUGCGAUGCGUGCCGAGCAAGGCGAUGAUGUCUCCAAUGCGUGGUCGCCAAGCCGUGUCAUCGAGAGGCUGGGCAAAGAGAUCAACAACGACAGCAGCAUUCUCUACUGGGCAGCCAAGAACGAGAUCCCCGUCUUCUGUCCUGCACUCACGGACGGAAGCCUGGGCGAUAUGAUCUACUUUCACUCGUACAAGAAUCCAGGGUUGACAAUGGAUCUGGUGAAAGACAUUCGCAGGUUGAACGAUCUCUCGGUCAAAGCACCCAAGGCGGGGAUGAUCAUUCUAGGUGGAGGCGUAUGUAAACAUCAGAUUGCAAAUGCGAUGCUCUUCAGGAAUGGGGCUGACUUCAGUGUCUACAUCAACACAGGACAGGAGUUUGACGGGUCAGAUUCAGGAGCCAGACCGGAUGAGGCUGUUAGCUGGGGAAAGAUCAAAUCGGCUGCGAAUGGUGGGAAGAACGUCAAGGUGUAUUGCGAUGCUACUAUCAUCUUCCCCAUGAUCGUUGCUGCGACGUUUGGCAAAGCUUUCUGGGCAGCGAAGAAGGCGACAGCAUAG
Ustilago hordei is the source of this 1149-nucleotide messenger RNA. RefSeq names its product putative deoxyhypusine synthase. Gene Ontology annotation, cellular component: cytoplasm. The transcript has a single exon. Bases 1 to 1149 code for a protein of 382 amino acids. NCBI's taxonomy places the organism in Eukaryota, Fungi, Basidiomycota, Ustilaginomycetes, Ustilaginales, Ustilaginaceae. Gene Ontology annotation, molecular function: deoxyhypusine synthase activity. The record is from RefSeq and is a predicted model, not a curated record. Gene Ontology annotation, biological process: peptidyl-hypusine biosynthetic process.